GCGCCUUCAUUCAAUGCAGAUGAGCAGUCAAUAUUUGUUACGUCUAUCGGCGUUAGAAUCCUCUGUUAGGGUGCCGAGCAUCGCAGUUUUUUAUACGAAGAGCAUACUGCUUGUGUGUUACGAGGUAUGCGAAGGGGGACAAACUUUUCCUCUACGAAUCGUGUGUUGCGAUUAAACACAAGCCAAUACCGACGGGAAUAUAAGAGCGGUGCUGUUUAUCACGGCGAACUCGAGGGAAGCAAGAAGAGCGGUAAGGGGAUCUUUAAGUGGCCAAAUGGAGCUUGCUAUGACGGAGAAUACGUAGAUAACACAAGACAUGGCUAUGGGAAACAAUAUUGGCCUGAUGGUUCAACGUACGAAGGCGCUUUUGAACGCGAUCUUCGACAUGGUUCUGGAACGCUGACUUGGGCUGAUAAAGAGAGCUAUCAAGGAGAGUUCUAUAGAGACAGACGGCAUGGAAAAGGAGUUUAUACCUGGCCUGAUGGUACAAAAUUUGAAGGUCACUUUGAAAAUGACAAGAAAGAAGGUUUUGGUACAUUUUUCUUUCCAAGUGGAAAUAAAUUUGAGGGAAUAUAUCGCAGAGAUGAGAGGGAUGGUCCAGGAAUAUUGACAUACUCUAAUGAUGAACAAGAUGUUGGACUCUGGUGUGGGGAACGGUUAAUCAAACUGUGCUCUGUAAUGGACAGUGCCUUCCUCUUCCAGCACUACUCUAACUACAAUGUGAAUGCUGGUCAAAAUUUGUCUAACAGAGUAAUACGAGCCAAUACUGCAAGGGAGAAUGUUAGAAACAAUACCCCUUCAUUGCAAGACUUUGAAGGUAGCAGUGACAUGGAAUUAAGUAAAGUGUUGUCUCAAAUUCCAAGUUCUUUCUCAUACCUGGAUAUUUUGGAAGGUGUUCGUGGUAACAAAGGUUCUAAAGGCCCUGUUGAACGUGCAUCAGAGGAACUUUUAAAAUCAUCAGCAGCUGGAGAUUGCUUCAAGGUUCGCAGUUUGAUUGAAAGUGGAAAAGUUCAUGUGGAUGUUGCUGAUAAGACUGGCUAUACUGCUUUACUUGCUGCCGCAGUCAAUUGUCACAGAGAUGUUAUCAAUUGCCUACUGGACAAUGGUGCCAAUGUCAAUAAGUUGAAUGAUGAGGGGUUAUCAGUUCUUGCUGCCUGUCAUGUUCUCUUCUAUACAAAACACACCUGGAAGAAUAACAUUGCUGAGACCAUUCCUGACGAAAAUUUGUUUAAUUGCAUACAGGAAGAUAAACAGAAAGGAAUUUAUAUUCAUCGGAAUUAUCGGCAGAAUGUUGUGCUUGAGGAUAGCAGACUUGAAAAAAACCUGAACGAUUCUGAUGAUGCUGAGGAAAACUCUGAAGAUGAAUGUGUUGAAAAUAUUCAAAAUGAAAACUGUAAUCAAGAUGAAACAAACAAUUCAAAGAUGCCAUACAAAGUUAUUGAAUUCAAUGACAGAAUAGUUGCAGAUACAGAUAGUGAUAGUGGAGAGCUUGAAAACAACUUGAACAAUAGCCUACAAAGUAAAUUAGAUUUUAAUAGAUCUGGUUUUAAGAAAAGUUCUGACAAUGAGGGAAAACUGAUCAUCCAGCCUGGUGGGAAUAACAUGCUUAACUCUGGAAUUUUGACAUCAGUCAGUGACAUUUCAUUGACUCAUGAGGAGACUGAUCCCAAAACUGGUAAAUUGAGUGUGCUGGAUCCAUCAUUGUUUAGUAUCAUGAGUGCUAUGACUAGUACAAGGCAGCCAUCAGACUCAGGGGAUGAUUUGCACAGUGAAAAAAGCAUGGAGCAGAACAAACAAAUUUUAUUGGCUAUGCAAAGACGUCCUCACCUUGAAGCAACAGUUCGUUUGUUGCUUUGGAGAGGUGCAAAUCCAAAUGCAUCAUCUCUUCCAAUGCCAGUUCUCUUUUUUGCUGUGAAAGCUGCAGACACUGCAGCUGUUGAGAUUUUACUCCAGAAAGGAGCUGACACCUCUGCAAAAUUAUCAAAAGAGCAAUCGGGAAUUGCUCCUUUGCAUAUUGCUGUAGCUCUGCCUGACCAAACAGGAGUGGAGAUCACGGAGUUGUUGCUGAGGGCAGGUGCUGACCCAAACAUAAGAGACUGUGCAUUUGGUUAUGAAGAAAAUGGAAGAACACCAGCACAUAUAGCAUGUUCAAGAGAAGAUAAUGACCAGGUAUCAUGUGCUGUUGUAAGGCUCUUGUUAGAGUAUGGAGCCAAUCCGGAUCUCCUGUGUGAAGGACAUUCUGCCCUUUCCUUGGGAAUCUGUAGUGGUAAUGACUUGGCUGUAGACACACUUCUGGAACAUGGAGCCAACCCCAGUCUGCGGCUUUCCAAAGGAGUAGGUUCAGCACUAUGUGCAGCUACUUCAUUUAUGUCAGAAAGGAGAAGGACUCCAGCUGGAAGAAUAAAGCUAAUAAACAAGAUAAUGAGAGCUGGUGCAAACAUUUUGUCCCCGAUAAGCGUGAACCAGAAAUAUCCACCAGGAACCGUUGUUGAUUAUGCCUAUAGUGUGUUUUAUCAGGACCGCAAGAUUGCUCAUACUCCAUACCAUGCCCUCACGGCAACAGAACGCGAGUGUUACAAUGCGCGACGGGAAAUGUUGGAUCAUCUGGGAGAUCUGCUAAGGACUCAAGUGUUGAAGAAAGAAAAGGAAUUGAUAGAGAAACAGCUGAAGGAAGCGGAAAGACAAGCAGAAGGAACACAGAAUGUAGAUACAAGUCCUCAGUCCACCUGGGGUAUCCUGAAGUCAUCUGACAGACUGAACAAGCUGAAAGAGCAUGACACCUCCCUUGCUGAGAAAAGAGACACCUUGAGAUGUAGCAGAGUGAGUUUCCGACUUGAAAACAAGAUCUUUGGUGAAGACGAAGGGGAGGUCCGCGAAAUCGAGGCUCAAGCAGAUCGUGAAGUCGAGGCUAUCACUGGAAUCGAUGGCGAAAGUCCUGGAAUGGAUAAUGAGCAACAGAAAGAUGACAGAAAGUCAGAAUUGUCACCAGCUCCUGAUGGUAGCAAGGAAAGCACUCCAUGUUCUUUAGGGUCCAGAGCUCCUGAGCCGCCCGUUAAACCCCAGUCUCCAGGUCGAGACGAAAACUGCGGUCUGCGAAUUGCAGUGACUAAGGCCGCUGACCACAUGAGCAUAUCCGCACUGGCGACUCAAGCUUUGAAACAACGAAAGCAAGUGAUGAAAAACCGCUUUCGAUAUUGUUAUGAGUGUGGACGUUCAAUAGCAAUUCGCUUGUCGGCCUGUACAAGAUGUAAAGAGGUCUUCUAUUGCAGUAAGUCGUGUAAACUGAAGGCGUGGAAUGCAAGGCACAGGGAGGAAUGUGUCCGACUGACAGGUGGUGGGGUGAAGACAGCUUCCAACCGGCGAGCAGAAAGCCCCACCCCCACCACGGACCCUGAUGUACCUCCUCCCUCUACCACCCCGUCGGGCUCUCAGAGGAAGACGCCUUCACGGGGGAGGGGAGAGAAAGUGCGUAAACCACAGUCUGCUUCGGCCUCGCGAAUGUCUAAGCGAAAUGCUUCUCCGUCGGCAACAAAAGCCAAGAAAUAACAGAGUGUGUUGGAGGAACAAAAUGUGUGUUUUGUAUUGAACAUCGCAAGCAGAAUAAUCUAUGCAUUGAAUGUAUAUUAACAGAAAUUGCGCACUUUGCCUCUUUACCGUCGGCGAAAAUUCAGCUCAACAGAAAUGCAGCUCUUAAGAUGUUCAAUCAUCAUGAUUCCAGUGCUUCAGAUUAAGUUUUUCUUUUCUCCAAAGUUGUAUUUGUUGGCGGGCCAUCAAAUAUUUAUGUUGCAGGGGAAUUGUUGCGGGUUUGUCAGUUAUUUGGAUGGUCACUCAGUUCUCACCUAACGCCUGGCUCAUCAUUGGCGGUUGCAUUUGGCUUUUAUUUACACUGUUAUUUACAAGAUUGUUUAACUCCAAUCUUGAUUUUGCCGAACCCCAAAAUAUCUUGUUAGCCCACUGAACCAAACGGAAAUUUAGUCUCUAUUUCUGACGUUUGUUUCAAAAAUGUUUUUCAUCUUUUUAUUUAUUAAUUUUUUUUUGAGGGAUGGGGGGUAGCGAUGGGUGUGAUUUGUUCGUUGUCUUUUUGUAAGUAUCGUUGUAUUUGGGUCUGGAUACAAGUUUGCUUAAGGGUGGUUUUAUUUAUGAUCAAAAUCUUUUCAUAUUUAACUAACCAGUCGUUUUGUACAAUAUGA
Pocillopora verrucosa is the source of this 4190-nucleotide messenger RNA. Its product is annotated as ankyrin repeat and MYND domain-containing protein 1. NCBI's taxonomy places the organism in Eukaryota, Metazoa, Cnidaria, Anthozoa, Scleractinia, Pocilloporidae. The record is from RefSeq and is a predicted model, not a curated record. Gene Ontology annotation, molecular function: protein binding.